AGAUCAAAGUCUUCCAAAUCCGCUCGUCCGGUGUGGUAUUUCAGCAUUGUCGCUUUCGCCAUUUGAUAAUAUUACUUAUUGCUUUUUUAUUUUCUUUUUUUUCCUCUCUCUCUCCGCUUUGCGUCAAGGUUCAACUUCAUUCCGUUUUCUGUGAAGGCGUUGCGGGCAUUAUUUGCUGGGGUUGUCGUGACACGUAUCGGAUAGACGUAAACCGCCGCGUAACGGAACGCAGCAAAGAGAAGGUUUCACACGCGCACGCACGUGCACCCUUUCUCGCGUGUUUAACUCGCUGCGGCAAAACUGCGUGCAACGUACACAGCUGUGCUCUUUUUCGGUUUCGUCCUUAUUUCCCUCGUCCGGUAGAAGCAAAACAACGGCGCACAGGAUUCGUUGACGCGCCGCAUCGCAAGCUAUCGUAAACCUCUUUCAUUUCCUCUUUUCCCUUUUUUCACUGCGAAAAUGCUGAACCCGCAGUUUACACGCAUGCCCCCGACGUCGGCCGCGCCGAUGGGCGGGGUAGGGGGCGACGUGGCGGAGCUCAUUCGGCGCGAAAUCGCCAGCAAGCAGCCCGACGGCGACGCGGAGGCCACCGCACGCCUCGUCGAGCACAUCCGCCGCGGCAGUGGCGACAUCGUGUUGCAGGAGAUCCGCCAGCACUUCAAAUACAAUCCUCCCGCUACGCAGAUCCGCAUGAUGACGGUGAUGGACCAAUGCCUCAUCAACAGCGGCCCCCAGUUCGCCGUCAUGCUCUCCUCGGAGAAGUGGACAGACCGGCUGUUCAAGGUGGCCAAGACGACCACCUCGCCCGAGGUGCGGGACAAGAUUAUGCAGACCACCAUCACGUGGUACCAGCGCUACCACACCAACGGCCACCAACGUCUGCUUCACCGCUUCCAGCAGAGCCACACCCUCGGCGACCCCUUCCACCGCAUCGCCGCCAAGACGGUCAAGGAGCAGCAGUCGCAGCGCAGUGAAGAGCAGCACCGCCAGCGCAACUUCGCCAACCUCGACACCGCCAACCGCAACGACAUCCUCGACACCGAGGACACCAUCCUGCUGCAGUGUCAGGGCGACUUGGCCUCUCUGGAGUACGCCCUGGAGCACCCACACAUCCUGCCCGACACGGAGAUCGCCUCCGAGUGCAAGGCGCACAAGCUGGUGUGCAUGCGAAUGCUGGAGUCUGGCGAGCACGAGCGUAUUGCGGCGGAGCUGAUGAGCCUCAUUGAGCGCUUUUCCGAAGCACUCGACCUCUUCGAGGCGAUGACGGGCGUGGACGUGGGGGAGGGGGCGGCGUCGAAGAUGCGCGCGCUCGAGGACGACGACCUCAACGAGGCCGACAGCGACGACGACGACCAGCAAAAGCAGCUGCGCCGGAAGCGUGCGUGCGGUGCCGCGGGCGCUGGCCAACAUGCCGACGCUGCUGCGGUGAUGAUACAGGCGCAGCAACAGACAGAGGACUUGAUGAACCGCGAGCGCACCGAGACGGAGCACCUGCGCCAGCAACUGGAGGAGCUGCGCCAGAAGCACGAGGAACUACAGAACAAGUACAAGGAUGCCAAGGUCAAAAACAAGGAGGUGGUCAACAUGCUGAAUCAGUACGCGGAGCGCGUGGAGGUGCUCGAGAAGGGCGGCAGCGGCGCCGGCGCUGGCUUCUCGCCUCUCCCCGUCUUCGGGGCCGUUUCUGUUGGCGCCGGCAAGGCGCCUGGCAGGGCAGCGGUGUCCGCCUCGGUGGUGGCGGAGAUGCGCAGCAACUUGUCUUCGAUCCGCAAAGGCCUGCGCGAGAUUCGCGACAUGCGCUGCGCCGACAUGGUCAAGGAGAGCAGCUACUUCGCCGCGCAGAUCUCCAACGCCAUGGCGGCGAUGGUGCAGGCCAGCGAGAACGACCGCCAGGCCGACCGCAAGGCGCUGCAGUGGACGCAGGAGCUGUACAAGCGCGAGAUGAAGCUACGCAAGCAGUACUACAACACGAUUCAGGAGCUCAAAGGCAAUAUCCGCGUGUACUGCCGUGUGCGGCCGAUGCUGCAGAAGGAGCUGGACGGCGGCUACACCGACGUCAUGUCCUUCCCGACCGAGGACGAGGUGAAGUUCACCGAUGCGAGCGGCCGGCCGAAGUUGUUCGAGUUCGACGAAGUUUACUCGCCUGCGGAUCCGCAGUCGAAGGUGUUCGAGGACACAUCGCCGCUCAUCGACAGCGUGGUGGACGGCUUCAACGUGUGCAUCUUUGCCUACGGCCAGACCGGCAGUGGCAAGACCUUCACGAUGGGUGGUGGUGAAGGCGAGACGAAGGGCAUCAACACUCGCGCCCUGGAGCGUCUUUUCCAGAUUAUCGAAGACCGCAAGGAGACGGAGGUGUCGACGGUGACCGUCUCCGUGUUGGAGAUCUACAUCGAGCAGAUUCGCGACCUGCUGGCAACAAAGAAGGAGGCGGCGGGUCUGACCUACGAAGUGAAGCAGGGCGGCCCAUACGGCACCUACGUGACGAAUCUGAAGGAGGUCCCGGUGACGUCGCCGCGCGACAUUGACAGCAUCAUGGCAACUGCGCAGACACACCGCAGCGAGGGCAUGACGAACAUGAACGAGCACUCGUCGCGCUCGCACAUGCUUCUAUACAUCAUCGUUCGCACGACCAAUAAGCAGACGAACAUGCAGAGCUACGGCAAGCUGUCCCUCAUCGAUUUGGCCGGGAGUGAGCGCCUGGACAAGAGCGGUGCGGAGGGCCAGCGGCUGAAGGAGGCCGUGUCGAUUAACAAGUCGCUCUCGGCCCUCGGUGACGUGAUUGCCGGAUUGGCGCAGAGCUCCAAGCACGUGCCGUUUCGCAACUCCGUCCUCACCUUCCUCCUCCAGGACUCCAUGGCUGGGCAGGCGAAGGUGCUGAUGUUUGUCUGCGUGAGCCCCGCGAGCUACAACGCCAGUGAGUCGGGUAGCUCGCUGUUGUUCGCCUCGCGUGCGCGCGGUGUGGCCUUUGGCCAGAUCAAGAAGAACGCUACCACGGAGUCGAAGGAUGAAAAACAGAAAUGA
This is a messenger RNA of Leptomonas pyrrhocoris, 3018 nucleotides long. Its product is annotated as putative C-terminal motor kinesin. The transcript has a single exon. Bases 460 to 3018 code for a protein of 852 amino acids. Gene Ontology annotation, biological process: microtubule-based movement. Gene Ontology annotation, molecular function: microtubule motor activity; phosphatidylinositol binding; ubiquitin binding. NCBI's taxonomy places the organism in Eukaryota, Euglenozoa, Kinetoplastea, Trypanosomatida, Trypanosomatidae. The record is from RefSeq and is a predicted model, not a curated record.